This is a messenger RNA of Anolis carolinensis (green anole), 3155 nucleotides long. Its product is annotated as E3 ubiquitin-protein ligase TRIM7. Gene Ontology annotation, molecular function: ubiquitin protein ligase activity; protein binding; zinc ion binding. The coding region runs from base 106 to 1572 and encodes 488 amino acids. The transcript has 7 exons. Gene Ontology annotation, cellular component: cytoplasm. Lineage: Eukaryota; Metazoa; Chordata; Lepidosauria; Squamata; Anolidae. Gene Ontology annotation, biological process: protein ubiquitination. The record is from RefSeq and is a predicted model, not a curated record.
GGGAAGGGAGGAGACGACAGAGAGGAGGGAGGGAGGAAGGAGACGAGAGGGAAGGGAGGAAGGAGGGAGGGAGGGCGAGGGGCGGGGCGCGCCGUCCUCAGGGCCAUGGAGGACCCGAUGGAGAGCCUGCAGAAGGAGGCCACCUGCUCCAUCUGCCUGGAGUACUUCCGCGAGCCGGUCUCCAUCCCGUGCGGGCACAGCUUCUGCCGGGGCUGCAUCGCGCAGUGCUGGAAGGAGCGCAGCCUCAGCUUCCCGUGCCCGCAGUGCCGGGAGGUGGCCCUGCAGAGGAACUUCAGGCCCAACCGCGAGCUGGGCAACGUGGUGGAGAUCACCAAGCGCCUCGGCCUCCACGCCUUGGACGCCGCCGCCGCCGCCGCCUCGGGAGGAGAAGGAUCCGGGCGGCGGGAGCGGGAAGGGGCCCGGCUGUGCGAGCGGCACCGGGAGGCGCUGAAGCUCUUCUGCGGCGAGGAGGAGACGCUCAUCUGCUGCAUCUGCAGGGAGUCCCGCGCCCACCGCAGCCACGCCGUCUUCCCCGCCGAGGAGGCCGCCCAGGACUAUAAGAAAGAAAUCCAGACCCGGCUGCAGAGUUUGAAGGAGGAGAGGGAGACUCUCUUGGGAUUAAAUUUGGCUGGAGAACUUACACACCAGGAAUAUCUGAACCAAACAGAAGUCGAGAGACAGAAAGCUAUGUCUGAAUUUGGGCAAAUGCGUCUCUUUCUGGAACAGCAAGAAAAGCUCCUUCUGUCUCAGCUGAACGAACUGGAGAGGGAAAUUGUUAAGCGCCAGAAGGAACACAGCUCCAAGUUUUCCGAGGAAAUUUUCUCUCUCAAUGCAAUGAUCAAUGAAGUAGAAGAGAAGUGUGAGCAGCCGGAUAGCGAAUUCCUUCAGGAUAUCAGAAGCACACUGUGCAGGUUUGAUAGGGACCCAUUUCAACCACCUAAGGAAAUGCCAUGCAAAAUCGAAAAGAGAUUAAGUGAAUUCUCUGAAAAGAACAACGCGCUCACAGAAAUCGUGAAGAACCUCAAAGAUACUCUGCCAUCAGAACUGGGAACAGAAUGGGUCAACGUCACCCUUGACACAGACACAGCAAACCCUCAAGUCAUCAUCUCCGAGGAUCGGAAAAGUGCCAGGUGGGACGUCACCAGGACGGAGCUGCCGCACAACCCGAAGCGCUUCAAGUCCUCCUGCUGUGUGCUGGGCUGUGAAUGGUUUGAUUCUGGGAGGCAUUACUGGGAGGUCAACGUGGAGGAUGGAGGCAUCUGGGCUGUCGGUGUGGCCCGGGGCUCUGUGAGGAGGAAGACCGAGUUGAAGCUCACUCCCGAGGAAGGGAUUUGGGCCCUGCAGGGCGACUUUGGCCAAUACCAAGCCCUCACUAACCCCGUGACCCCUCUGCCCCUCAGCUCCACCCCCCGAAGGAUCCGGGUUUCCCUGGACUACGAAAGGGGCCAGGUGGAAUUUUUCAAUGCUGAGACCAAGGACUCCAUCUUCCUUUUCCCCUCAGCUUCAUUCUCUGGGGAGAGUGUGUACCCCUUUUUUAAAGUCUUGCUUGCCCAGUUGACCCUGGAUGGCUAAAGGGCUACCUUCACAAGAUCAGACCUUCAUCUCAGCAUAUCUGGCCAUUCCGGGUGGGGGGAUUAUGGAAGCUGUGUUCCAAAAAAGUAACUUUUCCAAGCUGUGCUGGAAAAUCACUCAAGGCAGAUUAGUCUCCCUUUAAGUUCUCUUUAAGGUACAAGAGAUGCCAGCUUUUUAUUGCAUGCUGAAAGUAAAUCUGUGAGCACAGAAGCAUGAUGCAGAAAUAUUCAAGGAUUUUUUUUGGUAAUGAAAUUCAAGAUAAUUCACUUAUGUGCUUGUGGGCGGUGCCAAAAUGAUCCUGUGACUAAAUGGACCUGGACCAUUUGGUUUCGUCCAAUACCACUUCAUGCAAAAUAGGGCCUGCCUUGUUAGAUCACUCAACUCAGCUUCAGUUCUGAUCUAGAAGCCAGGUUUGUAGCCAAGUCCUUACAUUUCGCCAGCCAAGGAUGAGCAUCAUCAUCACCAAAGGUAGUUUAUGUAGAGCUGACAUGCUUUAUUUUUCACCUACUGGUGUCUUAAAACUUUUUUCUUCUUUUAUAGUGAUGAAUACUGUCAUUGUCUUAAUGUUGUUUGUGUUUUUUUAAUGCUGUUUAGUCACAGUGUCUCAGUGGGUUGAGAGGUGAAUAAAAAUAGUAAGGUCAAAUCACAUGGUAAAGACAAGCUGCUUAAGAAGGUAAGAGCUAUGUCAGAUCAGAUUUCUGGCCUAAAUUUCUGUUCCCACAGUAGCCAAACUAUUGGUAUAGUCCAUAAGCAAGACUUGAAAGCAACGGCACUUUCCUGCUCCACAGUAACUGAUAUAGGAAAUAUACUAUGUCUGGAGGAACUAGCUACUGAUACAGUUUCCUCAUCUGUGAAUAUUUCCAAUCCCCUUUUGGGCUGUCCCAACUGGUCAGCAACCACUGAAAUUUGUGGUAGCCACUUUUACAGGCGGCUUAGAGUGCAUCUACACAGUGGAAUUAAUGCAGAUCGACACUAUUUUAGUUGUGAUGACUCAGUGCUGUGGAAUCCUGAAAAUUAGUUUAGCAAGGCAUCGCCACUUUUUGGCAGAGAAAGCUCAAGGUCUUGUAAAACUAUGAUGAGUCAUCACAACUAAAGUGGUGUCAAUCUGCAUUGAUUCCACCAUGUAGAUACACCCAUGGUGUAUGGAAGUACUUCUUAGUUGGCCCUGUCCUGAAAAUUCUGUUUUUCAGCUUCAGGGGAUAACCUUCCCUUAUAUAAUAGUACACUUCUGCUAUAUUGCCUAUAAUUACCCUCCUUUUCCAAGCCGAGCAACCUCAAACAUUGUAAUUUUUCAGUCUGACAGACUUGUUCAAGUACUUGAUGUCGUGUUUUCCCCUGACUUUCUGCCCUGUUUAGAUGUCAGUUGACAUGUGACAAAUGUUGAAUAAUUAAUCAGAGGAAUCCUGCUUUCUGUGCACAACCAUUUAUUGUAGUUAUGGUGGGAUGUCUUCAGGAGCCAAUUUUGUUGUCGUAUUGAAGUGUAGAAUAGCUUCUGUGUCAAUGUGAAGGUUGACUUUUCAUGUGAGAUGGAUGUGAGAAGUAUAAGCACUUUGGACAUAAAUAAAGUAACCAGAUGUGGUUCA